Molecule: messenger RNA, 2131 nt
Organism: Cokeromyces recurvatus
Lineage: Eukaryota; Fungi; Mucoromycota; Mucoromycetes; Mucorales; Mucoraceae
Product: LETM1-like protein-domain-containing protein
Exons: 5
Coding region: 90-1994 (634 amino acids)
Biological process (GO): intracellular monoatomic cation homeostasis
Cellular component (GO): mitochondrial inner membrane
Molecular function (GO): ribosome binding
Source: RefSeq, a predicted model, not a curated record
AAGUAUAUAAAAAUAUAUAUAUAUAAGUAACGUCAUUACAAUAUACCUUCUAUUUUUAUUGUUCAUAUUUUGAUAAUAAGAAAAAAAGUAUGUAUAGAGCGUUUAAUUCUACAACUGUACGUCAACUAGGUUUAAAAACAAAUGGUUCAGCCAUUGCAUUUCGACAUGUUAGACAACAGCAACAACGUCGUCCUGCAGCUUCCAUUCGCCUUGUCCUAUUGAACCCUAAUGUUUCAACAAAAAGAAUGGUUCAUAUUCAAAGAGGCCUCUUACGUUCAGAGCAACAAAAAAUAAUGUCCGAAGAAAAGGAGACAAUGACUUCACGUGCAGCUGCUCUUGCUAAAGAACAACAAGCUAAAGCAACUUUAAAUACAGCAACUACAACUGUAAAACCUAAAAAAACCAUUUGGGAAAAAGUAAAAGAAGAAGCUAUUCAUUAUUGGCACGGAACUAAAUUGCUAGGACUUGAAGUACGUAUUUCUUCAGCACUCACUUGGAAGUUAUUAAAUGGUGGCAAAUUAACUAGAAGAGAACAUCGUCAAUUACGUCGAACUACCUCUGACCUUAUGCGAUUAAUUCCUUUUGCUUUCUUUAUUAUUGUCCCUUUUAUGGAAUUUUUGUUGCCCGUUGCUCUUAAAUUAUUCCCUAAUAUGUUACCAAGUACUUAUGAAAGUAAAUCUCAAGAGGAAAAGAAAAAGAUGCAAUUAUUAAAAGUUCGUUUAGAAAUGGCUAAAUUCUUACAAGAAACUAUAUCCGAAUCGGGCUUCCCCGGAUCUGACCAUGAAAAAGCCGCAUUAGAAUUUGCAGACUUUUUUAGAAAGAUUCGUAUGACAGGCGAACAAGCAUCAACAGAAGAUUUACUUAAUGUUGCAAAGCGUUUCGAAGACGAACUUACGUUAGAUAAUUUAUCGCGACCUCAACUCGUGUCAAUGUGUCGUUAUAUGAAUAUCAAUGCCUUUGGUACUGACAAUUUCUUACGUUUCCAGAUCCGAAAUCGUAUGCGUCAAAUUAAGGCAGAUGAUCGAGUCAUUCAAGCAGAAGGAAUUGAAAGUUUAACGAUUCAAGAGCUUCAAAAUGCAUGUGCCUCUCGUGGUAUCCGUGCUAUCGGAACCUCACCAGGACGUCUUCGUGAUGAAUUGGCUCAAUGGCUCGAUCUUCACUUGAAUCAUCAUGUACCUGGUACUCUUUUAAUUCUUUCAAGAGCCUUUAGUUAUACGGAUCGUGGUAUGACUACAGAGGAAGCCUUGAAGGCUACCUUUAAUAGUUUACCCGAUAAUCUUGUAAAUGAAGCUGAACUUCAAGUCUUGGAACAAGUGGGUGCAAGUACCUAUAAACAAAAAUUGGAUGUCCUAGAACAACAACAGGAGUUGAUUGAGGAUGAGUCAGAACAAGAAGAAAAGGAAGAAAAGGCAAGACUGGAGGCGGCUAAGGCGGAAGAAGCUCGUUUAGAAGCUGAAAAGAAGGAGCGUGAAGCUGCAGCAGAAAAGAGAGAUGAAUUUAUUCCCGAGACACCUGUUGUUUCAGACGUACAUGUGGUUGAAAGAAAGGAGACUACUACUCCACCUGCCGCUGAUACUACUACUACUACUACUGCUAGUACUACUACUGCUAGUACUACGACAGAUACAGAAACUCAUAAAGCCGAUACCGUCGCUCCUCCUGAAGAAACACCUUUGUCUGAUGAACAGAAAUCUCAACUUGAAGAAGCAUUAACAAAAUUACGUACAAAGGUGGAUCUCUUAGAAGAACGUGCACAAUUGAAUGAUAUCAAGAUUCAACAUGAAGAUUAUAAAGAGCUGAUUGAAGAGCUCAAGGAUGCUACAAAACGUGACGCAGAUAAAGCUAUCUUACGUAUGGGUAAACGAUUAGAAAAGAUGUUGGCUGCUAUUGAUAAGGAAUUGGAUGCCAUGGAAAAAGAUUUAUCAACAAAGAAAGAAGAAACAAAAAUAGAAGAAUCCACAGACGUUAAAAUUGAAGAAGAAAAGAAGAAAUAAGAUAAUAUUAUAUUAUAUUAAGAAAAAAAAAAAGAAAAGAAGUAGUAGUCGAGUAUUUAGAACUAUUGAAUAUAUGUGUGUGCAUCCUUUUAAAAUAAACGUUGUUACAUGUAUUUUUAUUUAUUUAUCAUAAAAAA